Molecule: messenger RNA, 267 nt
Organism: Penicillium diatomitis
Lineage: Eukaryota; Fungi; Ascomycota; Eurotiomycetes; Eurotiales; Aspergillaceae
Product: Tim10/DDP family zinc finger protein
Exons: 2
Coding region: 1-267 (88 amino acids)
Source: RefSeq, a predicted model, not a curated record
AUGGACCCCUCUCUUGACCUUUCCAAGCUCAGUGAUGCCGACAAGGCUGAUCUGCAGCAACAACUCGCCAACGAGCAGCAGAAGGCGACUAUCCAGCAGACCGUCCACUCCUUGAACGAGACUUGCUUCAAAAAGUGCACCUCCGCCAAGAGCUUCUCUUCUGGCACCCUCGACCGAACCGAAGAAGCUUGCGCCGCGAACUGCGUCGACCGAUGGAUGGAUUCACAAUUGUUGAUUCUGCAGAAGUUGGGAAGCAUGCGCCAGUAG